GAUAUUUGGUGAUCUGGCACGGUGUGAGCAGCAGAGGCCGAUAAGAAGGCUGAAUUGACGUCUCGUCGCCGACUCUCUUGAAGGGAAAUUAUACAUCGCUCACAGUGUUCUCCGUGGCCCUGUCACCACACGAAAAUGGUACUGUUGUCGGCAUCUGUCAUCACGAAGUCCGGCAAGGCGCUUGCUUCUAGGCAUUUCAUCGAAAUCAGCCGCUCUAGGAUCGAAGGGCUACUGGCCGCGUUCCCGAGACUCUUAGGCAAGAGUGCGAAACAGCAUACCUUCGUGGAAACAGAUGCUGUUCGCUACGUUUACCAGCCCCUGCUGGACAAGCUCUACAUGGUUCUCAUAACGACGAAAACCUCUAACAUAUUGGAAGAUCUGGAAAUGCUUCGCCUCUUCGCGAAGGUUGUCGCCGAGUACUGCCAUUCUUUGGAGGAGAGUGAUGUGAUCGCUUCUUCACUACAGCUGAUUUUGGCCUUUGACGAAUUGGUCGCUAUGGGCUACCGUGAAAAUGUAACCCUUGCUCAGAUUCGAACGUUUGUGGAGAUGGACUCUCAGGAAGAAAAAGCCGCAAUCGCUGCAAGAAUGAGUCAAGAACGAGAAGCGAAACUUAAAAUGAAGGAGAAAGCGAAAGAACUCCAGCGUCAACGAGUCGAAGCUGCGAAGAAGGGCCUCAUCAACCGCGGAGGUACGGCCAUAAGCUCUGGCGGUUUCAACUCUUCGUCUUUCCAAUCCGCGCCAAUGGUUGCAACCACCGAAUCGACACCGAAGAGCAAUUACCAGGCAAAAGCGAAAUCGUCAGCAUCGAAGGGUCUCAAGCUCGGUUCCAAAGCAAAGGAGUGGGACCAAUUUGCGAACCAGCUCAAGCAAGAGGGCGAGCGAGUUGCGUCCGUGAAUCCCUCUCAGGCUCACGCCAAAGGCUCAACGUCUCCCGUGAACUCCGCACAGCAGCCGGACCGAGAAGCAGUGCAUCUGACGAGCGACGAGAAGAUUACCUGCAGACUGCAGCGGGAGGGCGGGCUCCAAUCGCUCGAAGUGCAUGGCAUGUUAACCCUCCGGAUCUUCGAAGAAAAUGCUGCUCUCGUGAGAAUUCAAAUGGAGAACAAAGACACUCGGAAUUUCCAAUUCAAUCAACAUCCCAACAUAGAUAAAGAACUUUUCCGGCAAGCCGGCUGCAUUGGCUUGAAGAGUGCUGGGAAGGCUUUCCCGGUGAAUGCAGACGUCGGCGUUCUGAAGUGGAGAUUACAAAGUACUGACGAAUCUCUCGUUCCGCUCUCUGUUAACACAUGGGUCAAUGACAACGGCAACGGCGGUUGCGAAUGCAAUAUCGAGUAUGAGCUGACUCAACCACAGCUUCAACUGACAAAUGUGACUAUAUCGAUUCCUGUUCAUGGAGGCUCGCCAACGAUCGCCGAAUGCGAAGGUGACUACAAUUUCGAUGCGCGUCGAAAUGUUCUUGAGUGGAAAAUCCAGCUCAUCGAUUCCGGCUCUCCUGGGGGAGUGAUCGAAUUCGUAGCUUGUGGCCGACCAGAAGAUUUUUUCCCUAUCGGAGUGCAGUUCUCAUCGACGACACCGUACUCUCAAAUUGCUGUCGCGGGCGUUGUGCACUCAGAAUCUAAGCAAGCAGUCAAGUAUUCAUUGGAACAGAGCUUCAUCGCUGAAGCCGAUAAGUAUCAGAUAAUUUAGGUGGGGAAGCGGUCCACGAGAACUUCUGCAAUUUAAUCGAAUAAAUCUCCUUA
This is a messenger RNA of Galendromus occidentalis (western predatory mite), 1739 nucleotides long. It is a transcript of the gene deltaCOP, whose product is annotated as coatomer subunit delta. Lineage: Eukaryota; Metazoa; Arthropoda; Arachnida; Mesostigmata; Phytoseiidae. Gene Ontology annotation, cellular component: COPI vesicle coat. Gene Ontology annotation, biological process: endoplasmic reticulum to Golgi vesicle-mediated transport; Golgi localization; retrograde vesicle-mediated transport, Golgi to endoplasmic reticulum. The record is from RefSeq and is a predicted model, not a curated record. Bases 136 to 1686 code for a protein of 516 amino acids. The transcript has 5 exons.